AUGAGCUAUCAGAUCGGACAAAAUUAUUCUGCUGAAGGGGAAGCUGGCAUCAACUGUUUUGACAAUCUGCACCUGCAGGCCUCUUCCACCUACCUCUCUCUGGGUUUUUAUUUUGACCGUGAUGAUGUGGUCUUGGAAAGCGUGGGACAUUUGUUCCGCGAGCUGGCAAAGGAGACGUGUGAGGCUGACAAGAGAUUCUUGCAGCUUCAAAACCAGCACAGUGGCCGUGUCCUCUUCCAAGAUAUCCAGAAGCCAUCCCAGGAUGAGUGGGACAAAACCUUGGACGCCAUGGAAACAGCGUUGGCCUUGAAGAAGAACUUAAGCUCUGUUCUUCUGGAUCUGCACACCAUGGGUUCUUCCCACACAGACCCCCAUCUCUGUGACUUUCUGGAGAACCACUUCCUGAAUGAGGAAGUGAAACUGCUCAAGAAGAUGGGUGACCAACUGACCAACAUUAGAAGACUGGACGGCCUCCGGGCUGGGCUGGGCGAGUAUCUCUUUGAGUGUCUCACCCUCGAACACGACUAG
Molecule: messenger RNA, 528 nt
Organism: Elephantulus edwardii (Cape elephant shrew)
Lineage: Eukaryota; Metazoa; Chordata; Mammalia; Macroscelidea; Macroscelididae
Product: ferritin light chain-like
Exons: 1
Coding region: 1-528 (175 amino acids)
Biological process (GO): intracellular iron ion homeostasis; iron ion transport
Cellular component (GO): cytoplasm
Molecular function (GO): ferrous iron binding; ferric iron binding
Source: RefSeq, a predicted model, not a curated record